Dermatophagoides pteronyssinus (European house dust mite) is the source of this 2995-nucleotide messenger RNA. Its product is annotated as mucolipin-3-like. Gene Ontology annotation, cellular component: lysosomal membrane; plasma membrane. Lineage: Eukaryota; Metazoa; Arthropoda; Arachnida; Sarcoptiformes; Pyroglyphidae. The record is from RefSeq and is a predicted model, not a curated record. Gene Ontology annotation, molecular function: NAADP-sensitive calcium-release channel activity.
UUAAUCAUAUUAAGGAAGUAUAUUAUCAUUUUCAAUAGUUCAAUUCAAAGUUCUUCCGAAGAUUCAUCAUUCAAGCUUGUUUCUUUUUGUACCUUUAAAUGAUUCAUUCAUUUUUUCGGAUUCAGAAACAUUGAAAUUGAAAAAAGAACGAAAACAAACAUAACGCACACACAUCAAUCGAAUUUACGAUUUCAAAUUAAAGUAAAUUUGAAUCAAAAAUGUCUGAAAGUGUUCAUGCAGUCGUAUCAAAUCGACAACAACAACAAAGAAAUUGUCAUAAUAAUAAUGAUGACAAUUUGAUUCAAGAUGUUCAACAACAACAAUCAAUCGACAAUGUCCAUGAUGAUGAUGAUGAUAUCGAUAUUAUUGGCCGUAGUACAAAUACAGAUAUGACCAAUAUGAUGCCAACAACAUCAUCAUCAUUAUCAUCAUCAAAUUAUUUUACAAGAAAUUUUCAACAACAACAACAAUCUUCCAGUUUAAAUUCAUCAUCAUCACCACCACCUAAUCAUCAACAACAACCACCACCGAUAUCAUUAUCAUUACAACAACAACAACAGAAUUCAAAACGUUUACGUAAUUCAUCAUCUGAAUCAUCGGCGGUGCCGACAAUUCAUGGUUACAAUCAUCAUCAUCAUCAUAAUCAUCAUCCGAUGGCCACUAUAAAUCCAAUUACAAUGACAACACCGAAUCAAUUUUUUCAAAAUUCAAAUAUUACUACAUUGCCACCAUCAUCAUCAGAUUAUCCUUAUCAUCAACAUUUGUCACAACAACAACAACAACAACAAUCUUUAAAUGAUAAUGGAAAAAAUAAUUCAACAACACAACCGACGACAACAACAACAAAUGAAUGGUCAAUCGAUAAUAAUAAUUCUGGUCUACAACAAUAUCGUAAUCGUUUACGACGUCGUCUUCGUUAUCAUUUUAUGUCACCAAUUGAUAAAUGGAAAAUUAAAGGAAGAUUUCCAUGGAAAUUAUUAUUACAAAUUAUUAAAAUUAUAUUGGUUACAACACAGGUUAUUUUAUUUGGUAAUAAUACCGAUUCAAUUCGUAUGGCUGAUAAUAGUAUGCUAAUGACAUUGCAUGAUCUUUUCCUAUUACAUUGGGAUUCAUCAUUAGAUCAUCAAACAAUUCCACCAAAUAUUGGACCAUAUGCAGUCUAUACUAAAGAUGAUGUUUAUAGACAUAUUGAUUAUGCUAUAAAAAAUUAUGCAAACAUGUCAAAUUUAGCACUUGGUUCAUUUGGUUAUCGUAUCGAUCAUCAUUCAAAUAAUAAUAAUAGUCAUAAUCAUCAUCAUCAUCAUAAUAAUAAUACAAAUAGAAUGUCAACAAUAACAGCAUGUUUUGAACGUUAUAUGAAUGUAACAUUAAAUCCAACAACAAGUGAAUAUUUUAUUGAUACACGUAUUGAUCAACAAUUUAUUACAAUUAAAAAUCUUUAUCCAUCUGGAUCAAAUGAAUGGAAAAAUUUUUCAUUCGAACAAUAUCUACAAAUUCAUCAUCCAGAACAAUUACAAUUUGAAUCAUUAAUACAUUUAUCGAUUAGAUUUCCAUUACGUGUUAUUCUAUUGAAUACAUUGACUACAUCAAAUAUACCAAGAUGUUAUGAUUUAAAUCUGGCUAUUAAUUUUAAUAAUCGACCACAUUCAGGUGAAAUAGCAAUCACUAUGUCAUUGAAUAAAUUACUUAUUAAUUGUAAUGGUAACCUGAAAGCAUAUAAUCAUGCAACACGAUUACAUGAAAUAACUAUCGUAAUCAAUACGAUUGUAUUAUUUUUGUGUUCAAUGUCGUUAAUAUUAUGUUUACGAACAUUAAUGAAUGCUCAAUCACUUCGUAAAGAAACGAAUCGUUUUUUUACUGUUGCCUAUAAACGUAGUUUGGAUACACAUUCUUCAUUACAUUUCAUUGAUGGUUGGAUUCUAAUGAUUGUAUUCAAUGAUUGUCUAUUAAUGAUUGGUACUAUUAUUAAUUUGUUACGAUUAUUCGAUUUGAUUGGACCACAUCGUAUUGAUUCGAUUCAUCCAAUCGAAUGGGAUAAUCUUUGUUCAGCAUUAUUAGGUGUUGGACUUUUAUUGGUAUGGUUUGGUAUACUACGUUAUCUAACAUUUUUUGAUCAAUAUAAUAUACUAUUGGUAACAAUCAAACAUUCAUUAUCAAGAGUUUUACGUUUUAUGUUAUGCGUAUUAGUAUUGUAUGGUGGAUUUUGUUUUAGUGGUUGGAUUAUACUUGGACCAUAUCAUUUUAAAUUCUAUACGCUUGCACGUACAAGUGAAUGUUUGUUUGCAUUGAUGAAUGGUGAUGAUGUUUUUGCAACAUUUGCCUAUUUGGAAUCAACAUCAUUAUUUGUUUGGUGGUUUUCAAGAUUCUAUCUUUAUAGCUAUGUACUAUUAUUCAUUUAUGUUGUUUUAUCGUUAUUCAUUGCUAUAUUAAUGGAUUCAUAUGAAACAAUUAAAGAUUAUUAUGCACAUCGUUCAAAUCAACGUACUGUUCGUGUUGAUUUUACCUGGUCAAAUGAUCAAUUAUCAAGAUUUUUAAUUGCCAUUUUUAAUGAUAAUGAUGAUGAUAAUAAUUUAGAUUCAUUAUCAAGUUAUCGUUUUAGCUUAAUACAAGAUGAACAUGAACAACAUCGUAUUAAUGAUACAAAUCAAUCAAAUAAUAAUAAUAAUAAUCAAUAUAAUUGUUGUUCAAAUUGUAAUAAUAAUAAUAAUAAUCAUCAAAAUUAUUUUGCAUGUUGGCGAUGGCCAUUAUUACAAAUAUUAACAAAUUUUUUUAAUCGAUUAUUUAAUCGUUCAUCAUCAUCGUCAACAGCAAAUCAUCAUUCAUCAUCAAUAUCAACAGCAACGACGUCAACAGAUGGCGAUAUGGAACCAUUAACUCAAACGGAAAUGAUUAACUGAAUGAAUGAAUGAAUGAAAUAAUCCAAGAAUGCAUUUUAUUCUAAUUUUUUUUUUGUUAAUCUAACGAAAUAUUUUAUUUUCAUUUUUUUUUUUGUGAU